Olea europaea var. sylvestris is the source of this 2235-nucleotide messenger RNA. RefSeq names its product probable serine/threonine-protein kinase PBL25. The coding region runs from base 557 to 2095 and encodes 512 amino acids. Gene Ontology annotation, biological process: protein phosphorylation. The record is from RefSeq and is a predicted model, not a curated record. Lineage: Eukaryota; Viridiplantae; Streptophyta; Magnoliopsida; Lamiales; Oleaceae. The transcript has 5 exons. Gene Ontology annotation, molecular function: protein kinase activity; ATP binding.
ACUUUCCGAUUAAGAAGAGAGAACCUAAAAACCUGUCCAUUCAAAUCUCCCCAUUUUUCUCCGAAGUACAAUGAGAAAUUUCUUCACUCAAAAAUGCUUCAACCAUAAACAUGACUUCUUGCUUCUUCUCCAAAUGAUUCCUUUUCCACAACUUUUCAGUAGAGAUUUUUGCCAUUAUCUUAAGGGUCCUUCAUUUUCUUGGAGGACCCGACCCAACCCUCCCCCCUUUCCUACAGAUGCGUUUUUUCCCUUAAAACUCUUAAUAUUAUUAUACAUUUUUCCCUGAUCAAGCCCAACAUACAUUUUCUUUUCUGAUGAUAUUUGUCGAUUUACUAUCUUACCUCUGUUAAAUGAAUUUUGUUGUUAAAUUCGUAAGAAGCCAGGAGAAUUUUUGCAAGAUUUUCACAGCCCUCUAUUAUUUGUAGGAUUUAUUUUUGUUUUUCGAGAAUUCUGAGGUUUGAAAGUCACGGAAAACAAGGACAUUUUUCUCAAGUUUUAUUUGUCGGGCAACCAAUCUGUUUUAUUUUAUUGAGAGUUGAUUUGGGAGGGUGAAGAAAUGAGUUGCUUCCCAUGUUUUAGGAAAGCAAGUUACGAGGAGGAAGAUUUUCCGAUUGCUCAGGCCAAAGAUAUCACUACACCACCUCCUCCUGCAAAUAGCAAGCAAGCUCCAGUAGCUGAAGCCAUAAACAUUGAUGCUAAUGCAAAAGGAAAUUUGUCGGCAAAGACUUUCACUUUCCGUGAACUUGCCUCUGCAACAAAGAAUUUUCGCCAAGAAUGUGUAUUGGGUGAAGGCGGAUUUGGAAGAGUGUUUAAGGGGACACUUCAGUCAAGUGGGCAGGUUGUUGCUGUUCGGCAACUAGACAGGAGUGGUACACAAGAGAGCAAGGAGUUUUUGGUUGAGGUUAUGAUGUUGAGUCUUCUUCACCACCCAAAUCUGGUCGAUCUCGUUGGAUAUUGUGCUGAUGGAGAUCAGAGGCUUUUGGUAUAUGAAUACAUGACAUCAGGUUCUCUGGAAGAGCAUCUAUUUGGCCCUUCAACGGAUAAAAAACCUUUAGAUUGGUCAAAGAGAAUGAAAAUUGCUUUAGGUGUUGCUGAAGGACUUGAGUAUUUACACGAGAAGGCCAAUCCCGCUAUCAUAUAUCGCAACUUAAAAUCCUCAAAUAUCUUGUUGGAUCAAAAUUUUAUCCCUAGACUCUCGAAUUACGGGCUUGCCAAGCUUGUCCAAAGCGGGAAUAAGAUGAUGGGAGGUCAUGGUUAUUGUGCACCCGAAUACGAAAGAAAUGGUGAAUUGACUUUUAAGUCGGAUGUAUAUAGUUUUGGAGUUAUAUUACUAGAGCUUAUCACGGGACGCAGAACCUUGGACACGGCACGCCCCAUAGAGGAGCAGAAUUUAGUUACUUGGGCACAGCCCAUUUUCCGGGAUCCGUCGAGGUUUCCCGAAAUGGCAGAUCCAGUUCUUAAAAGGGAAUUUCUGGUGACAAGCUUAAAUCAAGCUGUGGGAGUUGCAGCCAUGUGUCUUCAGGACGAACCAACGGUCCGCCCAUUGAUCAGUGAUGUUGUAGCUGCUCUUAGUUUCCUUGCUGUGGCUCCACCUGAUGCACUGGUACCUGCACGACUCGUUCCUCUCUUGUCUUCCCGGGUGGAUACGUUGAGUCAUAAUAGAGAUAAUCCACAUCAUGAGGACAGUGACAUUUCUGUUCCUGAAGAACAAGCUAGUUCAGAAAGCGAAGAUGAUGAGAAGAAAAAAGACGAAGGAAAUAAGUCUCAAAAUAAAAAGAACUUGAAAAAGCAGGGUUCGAGCUCAAGUAGCAGCAGCUCCAGUAGUAUUGGAUCGGAAAGUGAUAGUCAGUGCUUCAGCUUGAGGCACGACAAUAUUCUCGAACCUGAUGAUUAUGCUGAUGGUUCGAACAGUGACCACAAAUCCUCUAGACACAAGUUGCACGAGGAUGUCCGCGUUGGAAGAGUGAGAUCCAAGGAUUAUGAUUCAUGUUCAGAUGAUGAAGAAGAAGAAGAAACCAUGAUGAUGAAUAGCAUGAGAGCUGUGGAUGGUAGUGAUACUGUAUAUUCAAGGCACAAUGGCAAUUUGUAUUCUUAAUAUGGAGACGAAGGUCCAUGUUAACAAUGACAGACGAUUUCUUGUUAAAUUGGGCAUUUUAUGCAGUUGUGUUGUUUAGAUUUGAACACUUUCUUGUAAAUUUUAGAUUUUGUAUUACUGCUUCGAAAUCUUUGAGUAAA